This is a messenger RNA of Schistocerca americana (American grasshopper), 387 nucleotides long. RefSeq names its product helix-loop-helix protein 1-like. The coding region runs from base 1 to 387 and encodes 128 amino acids. NCBI's taxonomy places the organism in Eukaryota, Metazoa, Arthropoda, Insecta, Orthoptera, Acrididae. Gene Ontology annotation, molecular function: protein dimerization activity; RNA polymerase II cis-regulatory region sequence-specific DNA binding; DNA-binding transcription factor activity, RNA polymerase II-specific. Gene Ontology annotation, biological process: regulation of transcription by RNA polymerase II. The record is from RefSeq and is a predicted model, not a curated record. The transcript has 3 exons.
AUGAGCCACGUCGUGCACGACCACAGGGCGGUGACUCUGCACAGGCGGGGCCUGCCACCGCAGAUGCAUAUCUCGACGCCGCAGCUGGGCGCCGCGUGCGUCGUGGCGGCCGCCGCCGACCCCGGUCCCAGUCCUGGAGCCGUCUCCAGCUCCUCCAGUUCCAGCGGCGCCCUCACCAGGCACUGCGCGCGUGUCAACGCAGGUAAGAAGUACCGCACCGCCCACGCGACGCGCGAGCGCAUCCGCGUCGAGGCGUUCAACGUGGCCUUCUGCGAGCUGCGGCGGCUGCUGCCCACGCUGCCUCCGGACAAGAAGCUCUCCAAGAUCGAGAUCCUCAAGCUGGCCAUCUGCUACAUCGCCUACCUCAACCACGUGCUCGACGUCUGA